Molecule: messenger RNA, 3255 nt
Organism: Cicer arietinum (chickpea)
Lineage: Eukaryota; Viridiplantae; Streptophyta; Magnoliopsida; Fabales; Fabaceae
Product: protein DEFECTIVE IN EXINE FORMATION 1
Molecular function (GO): protein binding
Source: RefSeq, a predicted model, not a curated record
AAUUUUGAGUCCAAUUUGAGUCCUCUCCCUCUUCCUUUGAAACUAGUUUGAAAGUGUAAAAAUUCACACACAAGAGCAACAUCAACAGCAAUCAUCACAAAAAUUCACUGUUAAUUCUCCCUUCAUCUUUCUCUCUACACACAGAUCCCAACAAUAAACCCUUCAACUGCUACUCUACAUCAAUCUAGGGUUUUCAAUUCUCACAAUCCACCUAUGAAACACUGAAUUAAUCACCUAAUUCAACAAAUUCCAAUCUUCAAUUGUUCAAUCUAGUGGUGAAAUUACACAAAUUAGGUCUUAUGAAACCAUCUUCUUCCACGAAUCUUCUUCUUUUGCUCUUCCUUGUUCUCUCAUCCUUCGUUUUCUCCGAGGAUUCCAAGAAGAAUGUUUUCCGGGAACGUGAAGCCUCCGAUGAUGCCUUAGGAUACCCCGAAAUAGAUGAGGAUGCUUUGGUGAAUUCAAAAUGUCCUAUGAAUUUGGAGUUAAGAUGGCAAACGGAAGUUAGUUCUAGCGUCUAUGCAAACCCCUUGAUUGCUGAUAUUAACAGUGAUGGAAAGCUUGACAUAGUGGUUCCUUCUUUUGUUCACUACCUUGAAGUUCUAGAAGGUACCGAUGGGGACAAAAUGCCAGGCUGGCCUGCUUUCCAUCAAUCAACUGUGCAUUCUAGUCCUCUUCUAUACGACAUAGACAAAGAUGGGGUGAGAGAAAUAGCGUUGGCAACCUACAAUGGUGAAGUGCUUUUCUUCAGAGUUUCCGGCUAUAUGAUGUCAGAAAAGCUUGUGGUCCCACGUAGGAAAGUGCUUAAAAAUUGGUACGUGGGUUUGAAUAAUGAUCCAGUGGACCGUACCCAUCCAGAUGUUCAUGAUGAUCAACUUGUUCAAGAAGCUACUAUUGCAAAUUCUAUGUCCCAAAUGAAUGGAAGCAGACAUGAACUCAAUUCUUCAGCUGCCACAUCAACAGAAAGUCACCCUGACACACAAAGUCUGUCCAAUCCAGAGCCUGAAAAGAAAAUAAAUGGAAGCCAAUCAGAGGAGAAUAUUAAGAUGCCAACAACUGCGGAUAAUUCCUCUGUGAGUGCUGGUUCUAUGGAGACUGUUAAUGCAGAUAACAAAACCAGCACCGGGAGGCGUCUGCUGGAAGAUAACAACUUAAAAGGAGCUGAACAAGGUGGUUCUGAAUCCAAAGAUAAGGAAGAGAUUCAUGUUGCAACUGUGGAAAAUGAUGAAGGCUUGGAAGCAGAUGCUGAUUCGUCUUUUGAGAUAUUUCGCAAUAGCGAUGAGCUGGCUGAUGAGUACAGCUAUGAUUAUGAUGAUUAUGUUGAUGAAUCACUGUGGGGUGAUGAAGAAUGGACUGAAGUGAAACAUGAUAAAUUAGAGGAUUACGUGAAUGUUGACUCACAUAUCUUGUGCACUCCUGUCAUUGCAGAUAUUGACAACGAUGGUGUAUCGGAAAUGGUUGUUGCUGUCUCUUAUUUCUUUGAACAUGAGUAUUAUGACAAGCAGGAGCAUAUGAAAGAACUGGGUGAUAUUGAUAUUGGGAAAUAUGUUGCUGGUGGUAUUGUUGUUUUUAAUCUGGAUACAAAACAAGUUAAGUGGACUGUAGAACUUGAUCUGAGUACAGAUACAGCAAACUUCCGAGGGUACAUAUAUUCUUCUCCAACUGUUGUAGAUUUGGAUGGUGAUGGGUAUCUGGACAUUCUUGUUGGAACUUCUUAUGGCCUAUUUUACGUGUUAGAUCAUCAUGGUAAAAUUAGAGAAAAGUUCCCUCUUGAAAUGGCCGAGAUUCAAGGAGCUGUUGUUGCAGCUGAUGUUAAUGAUGAUGGAAAAAUUGAGCUAGUUACUGCUGAUACACAUGGAAAUGUUGUUGUAUGGACACCCAAAGGAGAUUUGAUAUGGGAAAAGCAUCUGAAGAGUCUUAUUCCACAUGCUCCAACUGUUGGCGAUAUUGACGGGGAUGGCCAUACGGAGCUUGUUGUGCCAACAAUAUCUGGGAAGAUUCAUGUUCUCGAUGGCAGGGAUGGAUCAUCUAUUGGACGGUAUCCGUUCAUAACUCAUGGAAGAGUGAUGAAUCAAGUUCUUCUAGUUGAUUUAAGUAAACACAAGGAAAAAAAGAAGGGAUUGACUAUUGUUACCACUUCAUUUGAUGGUUAUUUGUACCUCAUUGAUGGACCUACAGGCUGUGCUGAUGUUGUUGAUAUUGGUGAAACUUCAUAUAGCAUGGUAUUGGCAGACAAUGUGGAUGGUGGGGAUGAUCUUGAUUUGAUUGUCUCAACAAUGAAUGGCAAUGUCUUCUGCUUCUCAACUCCCUCUCCUCACCAUCCCCUCAAGGCAUGGAGAUUGCCUAGCCAAGGAAGAAAUAAUGUUGCAAAUCGGUACGGUCGUGAAGGCAUCUACGUUACUCAUCCUUCUAGGGCAUUCCGUGAUGAGGAAGGCAAGAGCUUUUGGGUGGAAAUUGAGAUUGUAGAUAAUUACAGAUACCCAUCUGGUCAUCAAGGACCAUACCAUGUCACUACAUCCUUGUUUGUCCCUGGUAAUUACCAAGGAGAAAGAACAAUAAAACAGAACCAGACCUAUAACCAACCUGGUAAACAUCGAAUUAAGCUACCAACUGUGGGAGUAAGGACUACAGGAACAGUUUUGGUUGAGAUGGUUGACAAAAAUGGGCUAUACUUCUCUGAUGAAUUCUCCCUGACAUUCCAUAUGCACUACUAUAAAUUGUUGAAGUGGCUUCUUGUUCUUCCGAUGCUUGGGAUGUUUGGCGUGCUUGUCAUCCUUCGCCCACAAGGCUCAGUGCCAUUGCCAUCGUUUUCGAGGAACAGUGAUUAGCAAUGAUUAUUUUGCUUCAUGCUAUAGGCAUCUCUGAGCUCAGAAAAUGUGAAUACUUUUUACAUAGAGUUAUGCAUGGUGCCGGUGUCAAAGUGCGUAUUUUAUGAGAAGCAUUUGUUCAAGCUUGGUUCAGAGAGAGUUGAGGGUUGCAACACAGUGAUUGAGAUACUGAUAAUGGGAUUUUCCCCUUAAACGUGUAGUGUAAUCAGAUAUGUAGAACUAGACUGUGUUUUUGGCAUCUUUAUAACAGAAUAGAUAUUUAUAAUAAUAUAUAGCUUUUUCCAAUUUGUUUCCAGUUUUCUUGUAUAUGUACUUCAAUUAGUUUUGGUUUCAACUUUCUCAUAUGGAAGUGAUCAGCUAAAACAGUAAAAAAAGAAGACAUUUGUUGAGUAUUUUUAAGUAUUAUGAAAGUAGGGCUACUUUUAUCUUA